Molecule: messenger RNA, 1086 nt
Organism: Exophiala xenobiotica
Lineage: Eukaryota; Fungi; Ascomycota; Eurotiomycetes; Chaetothyriales; Herpotrichiellaceae
Exons: 3
Coding region: 1-1086 (361 amino acids)
Cellular component (GO): mitochondrion
Molecular function (GO): oxidoreductase activity; zinc ion binding
Source: RefSeq, a predicted model, not a curated record
AUGGCUUCACCAGAUAUCCCCAGCACGCAUUCCGCCCUGACCUUCACACGUCGGGGCAACCCACUAGAAGUCCUGACCAUAACUCACGACUACCCAACUCCACGAGCUUCGACCCUCAGGGUUGGCGAAGCACUGAUCAAAGUCUCAGCUGUAGCCAUGAACGCAGGCGUUCUUCUCGGCGUCACCUUGUUUCCCCAUCUAACCAGCAAUCCAUGGAUCCCUGACAUGGAGUUCGCCGGCACAAUCGUCGCCAAGGGGCCCACAGCCAAAGAAGACACGGACGGACUCCGAGUUGGCGACGAGGUCAUCGGAGUGCGCGAUGGUCCGAGUUUCAUAAAGUACAAUGGCGCCAUGCAGUCAUACCUCGUCAGCAAUGUCCGUCUGCUGAUACGAAAGCCCAAGACCAUCUCAAUGAUCGAUGCCUCGGGCCUUUCGGGCGUCGGGUGUACCGCCCUCCAAGCGUUUGAACUCGCAGGAGUCAAAAGAGGAGACAAAGUCCUAGUAACUGGAGGAAGUGGAGGCUUGGGCAGUAUGUGCGUGCAGAUGGCGAGAGCUGUGGUUGGAGAGAGUGGUACCGUGGUCGCGACCUGCUCAAGCAAGAAUGAGGAAUUCGUCAAGAGUCUCGGUGCCGAUGAGACAAUCGACUACAAAGUCCACGACCCUUUGCACAAAUAUCUGAAAGAGCACCACUCUUCCACACCUUUCAACGCCAUCUUCGACAUAGCAGGAAGCCCCAAUGAGCUUUUUACCUCUUCCCCUUUCUACCUCACCAAGCGUGGAGUAUUCGUUCUUCUCGGUGGAAUUAGCGUGCUCGUGUCACUAUCUUGGUUCUCUCUUCUUUACUGGGUGCUACAGGCUCAAGUGAACCGAUUUCUGCCGUCCUUUCUGGGAGGCACGCCUCGGCGAAGCCUUUUUUAUUCAGCUAGUCCGAACAGGACUGACAUGAAAAGGGUUUGCGAAAUGGUAGAGACUGGCAAAGUCAGGCCUGUGAUCGACAGCGUGUGGAAGUUCGAGGAUGUGAAAAUGGCGUAUGAAAGAGCAAUGAGUCAGAGAGCAAGAGGGAAAAUCGUGGUAGACUUCGAAUGA